Messenger RNA from Amphimedon queenslandica, 1375 nucleotides. Its product is annotated as lysyl oxidase homolog 2-like. The transcript is spliced from 7 exons. The record is from RefSeq and is a predicted model, not a curated record. NCBI's taxonomy places the organism in Eukaryota, Metazoa, Porifera, Demospongiae, Haplosclerida, Niphatidae. Bases 44 to 1246 code for a protein of 400 amino acids. Gene Ontology annotation, cellular component: membrane.
UCUUGGUUGACGCCCUUUUUGUUUUGCGUUUUUGCUGUGAUAAAUGAUGGGAUUGCUCAGUGUUCUGGUGCUCUUUUUGACCGCUUUGUUCUGCCAUACUAAUGCUCAGACUCAGUAUCGUGGAACUGUUCGACUGGUUAGAAGUGGAUUCUACUCAUCAACUUAUUCAGCUGGAAUAGUUGAGAUUUAUUACACUACCAGUUCCUCCAGUACACUCAGAUGGGGUAACAUUUGUUAUGAUAGUUCAUUUGCUAGCACUGAAGCUAGUGUCAUUUGUAACCAGUUGGGGUAUAAUGGAGCAUCAACCUAUGGUAGAGCUGGGAGCACAUUGCUCUAUGGAACUGAUACUCUAGCUACAAUCCUUGAUGAUGUCAACUGUUUCAGUAGUAGCUAUUUGACACUGGAGCAAUGCAGCCUCUCAACAUUUAUUAAAUCCUCUUGCACCAGUGACAGUUAUGAUGCAUAUGUAUCUUGCUAUACUACUAGAAUCUGGAAUAAUCCUUAUUCUGGACAGAUUCGUCUACAAGGAGGUACUUAUUCAAGUUAUGGUAGACUGGAAGUAUAUUGUAAUGGACAGUGGGGUACAGUUUGUGAUGAUAGCGUUGGUGCAACUGAUGCUAGAGUUGCCUGCCGUCAGUUAGGAUACAGUGAUUACAGUACAUAUACUGGAAACCUGGCUGGGUCUAGCUCUCAACCUAUUUGGUUGGACAAUGUUGUUUGCAGCAGUUCAUACAGUUGUUUUGCCUAUUGUGAGUCUUGUCCCUCUUCACAAUUUCACAACUGUCUUCACAGUGAAGAUGUGGCUUUGGGAUGUGAAUUUAGUAGUUUUUAUACUACAUCCACUAAUACACUCAGCACUUGUCAAUAUGCUGACUCCAUUUCUUCAGCCAGUGACAGUAUUGGUGCCAUCAUUGGAGGAGUAGUUGCAGCAGUUUUCAUAUGUAUCGUCCUCAUAAUAACCAUACCAAUAUGUAUAUGUUGUUGUUUGGGUGUUGGAAUUGGUGCUGCUGCUCGUGGUGGAAGGAGUUCAACAAGAACAACUGUAGUUGGAGGAGCUAGUGAUGUUACAUGUACCGGAGCGACCAGUCAAACAACUAGUGCUUAUCCUCAGUCUGGAUAUGAUGCUAGUUACCCUCCACAACAGGGUUAUGCUCCACAGCCGGGUUACCCUCCAGCUCCACAGCAAGGUUAUGCUCCACAGCCGGGUUACCCUCCACAGCAAGGUUAUGGAUACCCACCACAGUAGUGAUGUGGUGCAUCAUCUGCUAGCUGCUCUUAAACACUUUAGUCUAUAUAGAUAUUGCUAUAGUUUUUAGUUUUCCCUUUUCAUUAAUAAUUAUUUUAUUGCUUUGCUAGUCACAAAUCUAUAGAUCUA